Stegostoma tigrinum is the source of this 2062-nucleotide messenger RNA. It is a transcript of the gene ctif, whose product is annotated as CBP80/20-dependent translation initiation factor. The record is from RefSeq and is a predicted model, not a curated record. The coding region runs from base 154 to 1989 and encodes 611 amino acids. Gene Ontology annotation, cellular component: cytosol. The transcript is spliced from 13 exons. NCBI's taxonomy places the organism in Eukaryota, Metazoa, Chordata, Chondrichthyes, Orectolobiformes, Stegostomatidae. Gene Ontology annotation, molecular function: RNA binding; translation activator activity; protein binding. Gene Ontology annotation, biological process: regulation of translational initiation.
GUGUAUUUUGUGGCAGUGGCAGCUUGAACAGAAACCCCUGAGCGUGGGCUUUAGGAGAGUGAUCCACUCCCAAGAAGGGGUUGUGGUGGGGGUAAACAGUGUUCAGUCUGAGGAUCCAAGAGGGACCCCAGAGAUAUUUCAAAGAACGUAGAAAUGGAAAACUCCUCAGUAGCCUCUGCCUCCUCAGAGGCUGGAAGUAACCGUUCCCAAGAGAUAGAAGAACUCGAACGAUUCAUUGACAGCUAUGUCCUAGAAUACCAGGUUCAGGGGUUACUUACAGACAAACCAGAAACUGAUGCAGACGGUGAAAGGACACCACCAAACUCACAGUGGAAUGAAGACUUCACAGACACGCUAAAUAUAAACUGGUCCUCCCCAAAGGAGAAGAAUUCCCGCAAACAAAUCAGUCAGAACUGUAACCAAGAGACGUCUUAUGAUAUUCUGGGGACAGAUAUCUGGGCAGUUAAUACUUUUGAGAAUGCAAGUGGAGCAACAUGGGAUCUACAGCCUGAGAAAUUAGAUUUCACCAACUCGUUUCAUCGAAAGCAUUUACAAAACGCUUCCAAGUACCUCCCCCACAUUGAUCAAGAAGGGAUGGUGAAGGGAAAGUUUGAAGAGGAUGGAAACAUUACGUUGAAUGACCUGGAGAAAGUGCUUCCAGUGCGGCAGGUAUAUCAGCCGUUGUCUAAUGAAGCUGAAAUCGCACAAACUAAAAAACUAUUCCGGAGGCGACGGAACGAUCGGAGAUAUGUUUACAUCAACCAAGAGAAGCUAACAGUGGUCCUUCCAGCCAAUGACAAAAAGUCCAGUGAAAGGAGACAGCAGAGGACUCCAGGGGGAAACAAAGUACAGCAACAACAUGGUGAGCAUCAGCCGAGCAACACUAAACACAACCGAGAUCACACAAGACAGUACCAGACUCCUACACCACACUCUGCAGGAAAGCAGGGUCCGCCAAAUCAUGGCUACAGCCAGCAGCGUCGGUGGCAGCACAACCAAAGACAUUCUUCUAAUGACAAGGAGUUGAACAGGAAUGCCAAAGACACCAGUAAUGCCCAAAGUGAGGAUCCCUCACAUAGCCCUGUCCAGGUGUCUGGGGAGAUGCAUAAGCCCACGGAUCCACCCAGCAGCCCAACUCCACAGAAUCUCCAGAACUCUGAAAUAAGACGCAAAGACAGCAUUUCAGAUCGACAGGUGGACCAACCGAAAGUUAAUCUUUUGGAGUCAUCCAAAGAUAGACUGAAAAGAAGGCUGAAAGAAAAGGAUGAAAUUUCAAUGGAGACAGCAAACCCUCAGCGAACCAAAAUGGACAAGUUGAUAGAAAUCCUCAACAGCAUGAGGAACAACAAUAGUGAUGUGGACUCCAACCUCACCACCUUUAUGGAGGAGGCACAAAACUCUACCAACUCAGAAGAGAUGCUGAGUGAGAUAGUUAAGACUAUUUAUCACAAGGCUGUAACGGACAGGAGCUUUGCUUCAACAGCUGCCAGACUAUGUGACAAGAUGUCUCUCUUCAUGGUGGAAGGAACUAAAUUCCGAAGCUUGCUCCUCAACAUGCUGCAGAAAGAUUUUACAGUGAGGGAUGAGCUGCAACAAACAGAUGUGGAGCACUGGCUUGGGUUUAUCACGUUUCUCUGCGAAGUUUUUGGAAUAAUGCGAAGCAACACAGGAGAGCCUUUUCGUGUGCUUGUCUGCCCUAUCUACACAUGUCUACGGGAGCUGUUACAGUCACAAGAUGUCAAAGAAGAUGCUGUUCUGUGUUGCUCGAUGGAGCUGCAGAGCACAGGCAAGCUGCUGGAGGAACAGCUGCCAGAGAUGAUGACAGAGCUGCUAGCUGCAGCACGCGACAAGAUGCUGGGCCCCUCCGAAUCAGCGUUGACACGGUCCCUCCUCCUUGAAGUCAUCGAGCUGCAUGCCAAUAACUGGAACCCAUUGACCCCCACCAUCACGCAGUACUACAACAAAACCAUUCAGAAACUAACUGCUUGAAAAAAAACAAAAAUAUAUAUGGGGGGGAGAUAAAGAGAAAACAGGAAGAAGGAGGAACAGUAUUUGGGAAGAU